GAAUAGGUAGGUGUGAGCUUGCAUUUCUCCAACGCGACUUUCGUCCAAGUGACAAACUUGAAAUUCGCCUGGACUAUCUAACUUCAUCCAGCUUCAUCUCCUGUUAUCUUUUGCCCGUGUUUAUGGCCUGUUCCGUACUAAACGUCUUCUGAUGAUCAUCGUCUUCAGACUUACUCUUGUUGUAUUGUACGCAGGGUUCUCGGUCAAGGAAUAUCAAAUUCCCAAUCCAUAGCAGAUGCUUGCAAGGCCCCCGGUCAUAUUUUUACUCAAGACGACACGCGACACAUUAAUAACUUCAACGACGAUGCCUUGCCUGGUCGACAACACUUGACUCGACGUAAGAAAUGUUUCUUUCAAGUUUUCUCGGUGCCCCGUCGGGUCGGAGGGGUUCCAUCAUAUCGAGCAAGUCCAAGUCGUCUAGACAUUCUCCUGAAGUCUCGCCGUCGCGACCUCAAGAUUCCGAUGCCUCCUCUUCCCCUGAAUACCUCUCCGAUGAGUCGCAACUUCAAUUUGCCGCUCCAACACCCCAAGAUGUCCUCGACUUAAAUAACAACCUCGAAAUGCUCGCCGCCUUGUUCCCCGAUGUCCAAGUAGAGGUCUUCCGGGAAAUGCUCUCAUCCUUUUCCGAGGAGUCGCGGCUAUUCAUUAUUACGGACAAGUUGCUGAAGAAUCCCGGCUUAUACGUGAAGGGUCGACGGAGAACUAGCGAUGGCACUAGUUCCGACACGAACGCUCUGGUCCCACGAACCGAGGCCUUUAGAACGAUAGAGUACAAGAAAGCAGUACGGGCCCUGGCGAUGCAAGAAUUCAAGGGCUUAUCAAGAUCUUCUAUCGACGCUGUAUUAUCGGAGUCCAACUACUCGUAUCUCGACGCACGACCGACCCUUGUGGACCUAUCCUCGAAGUCAUGGAAGUUCACUAUAUCUUCUAUGUUCUUUCGUCGCAAGCCGGUUACCUCAACUGAGGCCGAAACGCACCCUCUAAUAAUAUGGCGAGCUUCUGACGAUGGGUCAUUAAUUCCAACUUUAAAAGCAACUGGCAGCGCCGAAUUGGAUAGAGAAUUAUUCGAAGAGUUGAUUGUUCCAUUAAAGCAACGCGAGCAGCUUUCGAGAGAAACAAGCGACCGAGCCUUAGCCAUCUCUCUACUCACAGAAGAGGCCGAAGCCAUGGAAGCGACAUACGAGUGCAACUGCUGCUAUUCCGAUGUCAUUUUUGAGGAGCUUACUACCUGUGAUGCUGAGGGGCAUUUAAUCUGCUAUCGCUGCGUUCAACACUCUAUCACUGAAGCGAUAUUUGGACAAGGAUGGCAACGCAGUAUCGACAAAGAAACGGGUUCUCUUCGAUGCCCUGCCGUAGCAUCGACGGAGUGCGCCGGCUGUAUAUCAUCCGAGCAUAUCCAUCGGGCUAUGCGCGAGGAGAAGAACGGGGAUGAGAUUAUUCGCAAGCUUGAUCAACGUUUGGCAGAGUAUGGUCUCCUAUCCAGCGGCUUGCCUCUGAUCCGGUGUCCGUUCUGCACCUACGCGGAAGUCGACGAGCUAUAUAUACCGGCUAAUUCGCGUAGGCCUAAGAUUCGUGCAAGCAACCUCGUAAAUCUUAUCAUCGUCUUUAUUUGCUUAGUCUUAUCACCAUUCUAUUUUCCUAUUCUAACACUUGUGAUCGGUUAUGCUAUGCUGUGUUUGAACGGGUCAUUUAGGGGUUACGUAUCCUACCACCUGGGAGCCGCCAUUAGCCGGUAUCAGCGUCGUCGUCGCGGGUUGAAAUUUACCUGUCAGAAUCCGGUAUGCGCUCGGUCAUCUUGCUUGUCAUGCUCGAAGGCGUGGAUGGAUAUUCAUAUCUGUCACGAAUCGUCCCUCGUUGCCCUUCGUACACAAGUUGAACUUGCGAUGUCAAUGGCAAUCAAGCGCGUUUGCCCGCGGUGUAACACGUCGUUCGUUAAGACGGCUGGAUGCAACAAACUAACCUGCCCCUGCGGAUACAAGAUGUGCUACGUUUGUCGUAAAGACAUUGGCCCAGCAACCGAAGGUUACGCACAUUUCUGCCAACACUUUAGACCAGAGGGCGAUGGACGACGAUGCAAAGAAUGUAAUAAGUGUAAUCUAUGGGAGUCUGAGAAUACCGAAGAAAUCCUUCGGGAAGCUAAAGCGGAGGCCGAAAAGAGAUGGAGGGAAUCUGAGAGGCGCGAGCUCUCCGACGCUGAGAAGGCAUAUCUCGAGGACGACGUAGGAACUAUCGGUCAAAAGGGUCAAAUGACUAAAGGUCUACGACAGUUGCUUCCAGGCGGCAAAAUCCCGAGUAUUGAGGAGUUCUUCGAUUUCAUCAUAGAGAGCUUAUUUGUAUGACGGGAAGCAUGGGAUGGACAUAGACUUUUCUCUGGGUUUUCGCUGGGUUUUUUUGGUGGUUUUCUUUUUUAUUAAAGAGGUGCAUUAUCUGGCUACUGGUUAAGCGUCGUUCUUGCAGUCAACUUUGAAAAAGAAAAAAGCGAGCAUCAUCACAUCGGGAUCUGGGCAUACAAGAGAACACGGCGUUAUAUCCGACUAAGGAAAGGUGUGGGUACGUAUUUGAUAUACCCGUCGACAGCAUCGUACAUGCAACGACUUCAUCGUGAGCUAUAUAUUCUAGGUAGCCUUACAACAUUUGUCAUCGUAAUUUGGUGUAUUGCAGUUUUUAGAGAAAAAUAUUACUGAUAUUACCUUCGUAUGAUUGAUUUGACGAGGGACCCUAAUGACAGGUCGGAAUUACGCCACAAGAACCAAAGAGCCUAGAGAUAGGUAUCCAACCUCUAUGGCAUAUAUAUUCA
This is a messenger RNA of Annulohypoxylon maeteangense, 2797 nucleotides long. RefSeq lists its product as uncharacterized. The coding region runs from base 345 to 2339 and encodes 664 amino acids. The transcript has a single exon. The record is from RefSeq and is a predicted model, not a curated record. NCBI's taxonomy places the organism in Eukaryota, Fungi, Ascomycota, Sordariomycetes, Xylariales, Hypoxylaceae.